UCAGCGCCGAGAGCGCCGCCUGGCGAGCGAGCUGUCACUCAGUCCCAGCAAACAUGGCGCUCAAGGCACAAGUCGGGCAGAAGAUUAUGAAUGAGGUGAUCAAGCAGAAGAAGAAGACAACAGGUGGGGUAGAAUGGCGGAUCUUGGUGGUGGAUCAGCUUGCCAUGAGGAUGGUGUCCGCGUGCUGCAAGAUGCAUGAUAUCAGCGCUCAGGGUAUCACUCUGGUGGAGGAUAUCAAUAAGAAACGCGAGCCCCUGCCGACGAUGGAGGCGAUUUACCUCAUCACGCCCUGUAAUUCGUCGGUGCAGAAGUUGAUCGACGACUUUAGUAAUCCGACAAGAACCACUUACAAGACCGCCCACGUAUAUUUUACGGAAGUAUGCCCGGAGGAGCUGUUCAAUGAAAUCUGCAAGUCUCUCGCCGCUAAAAAGGUCAAAACCCUCAAAGAGAUCAACAUUGCAUUCCUGCCGUACGAAUCGCAGGUCUUCUCGUUGGACUCACGCGAAACGUUCGCUUGCUUUUACAAUCCUUCUUUCUUCAAUCUAAGACCGGCUAAUAUGGAACGCAUCGCCGAACAAAUCGCAACACUCUGCGCCACUCUUGGGGAAUAUCCAUCGGUCAGAUAUCGCAGUGAUUUCGAUCGCAAUGUUGAACUUGCUCAAUUGGUGCAGCAAAAGCUAGACGCAUACAAGGCUGAUGAACCGACAAUGGGAGAAGGGCCUGAGAAGGCGCGUUCUCAACUGUUGAUCCUAGAUAGAGGAUUCGAUUGCGUCUCACCGCUCUUACAUGAGCUUACACUGCAAGCCAUGGCAUAUGACUUGCUGGAUAUUGACAAUGACGUUUACAGAUUCGAGGCAACACAAGGUCAGGAAAAAGAAGUAUUGUUGGAUGAAAAUGACGAUUUGUGGGUGGAACUCAGGCACCAACAUAUUGCUGUAGUGUCCCAGAACGUGACUAAGAAUUUGAAAAAGUUUACAGAAUCAAAAAGAAUGCCACAGGGUGAUAAGCAGAGUAUGCGUGACCUGUCGCAGAUGAUCAAAAAGAUGCCGCAAUAUCAAAAAGAACUGAGUAAAUAUGCCACGCACUUGCAAUUGGCUGAAGACUGCAUGAAGCGUUAUCAAGGAAACGUAGAUAAGCUUUGUAAAGUGGAGCAAGACUUAGCCAUGGGUACCGAUGCUGAGGGUGAAAAGAUCAAAGAUCAUAUGCGGAAUAUCACACCAAUUUUACUGGAUCAAACUGUGAAUCAUUUGGACAAGUUACGCAUCAUAGCUUUAUAUGUCAUCAGCAAAAAUGGCAUCACCGAUGAGAAUCUUAAUCGUUUAGUCCACCAUGCCCAAGUGUCCGUUGAUGAUAAACAGACUAUCGUGAAUAUGGCAAAUCUUGGCAUCAAUGUUGUUGUAGAUAGUAAUCGCAAAAAGUUGUACACGGUACCACGUAAAGAAAGAAUCACGGAACAAACGUACCAAAUGAGCCGUUGGACUCCAAUUAUUAAGGACGUCAUGGAGGAUUCCAUCGAAGACAAACUUGACUCUAAACAUUUCCCGUUUCUCGCCGGACGUGCAGCCAGUUCAGGAUAUCAUGCACCAACUAGCGCGCGAUAUGGACAUUGGCACAAAGACAAAGGUCAGCAGACUAUUAAAAACGUUCCUCGUUUAAUAGUUUUCAUAGUUGGUGGAGUAUGCUACUCUGAAAUACGAUGUGCGUACGAAGUCACAAAUGCAUUGAAAAAUUGGGAAGUCAUAAUUGGCUCGUCCCAUAUAAUUACACCAAAGUCGUUCAUGAAUGACCUGAGUAAAGUGCACGUCUAAAUUAUACACGUAGCUAAAAGAAGAAAUGACCACACAUUCCUGAUCUGCCAUUUAAUUUCAACUCCAUCAGUAAUACCAGCUAUGAAGCCCAUGAUCUCUCAAGUAAUCGAAAUUAGAAAAUGUAAUUAAAUAACGAACAGAGAGUCAAUUCUUUAAGGGAAAGAGAGCGAAACUCAUUCCGAAACAGAAAACAUCGAGCGUAUGCAAGUAUUCUAUAAUAUAGCUGUCAGUUGAAUAUAUAUGAAAGUAUUCGUGUAUUAGUCAAGCACGAAGAUGAAUCUUGAUCGAUCAGACAAGUUAUCUAGAAUCAAGUGCCUGCGCGAAUACAUAAUCAUCAGAGAUCGUAUGAAAUACGUUGGCAAUACUGAUGUAGCAAGAUGUGUAAUGGUAAUAUUUCGGGCAAUCGAGCCUUUAGCAAAGCCCUAGAGAUAUUCAUAUGCAUUAUAUCAUUCUUUGUCGGUAUAAUAAGAAAGAGAAUUUGUGUAGAGAUCUAUGUGUGUCGUAGAGGAUGAUCCGUGAUAUUCCUGUACAUUUCUCAUUACUAUUAGUACUUUCUGUUAACUUUCACUCUCUCGUUGAGACACUACACAUUUAAAGAUAGUCUUUGUUUAAUAUAUACUUUUGCUAUACUUUUAGAGAAAAAAAAUUAUAAUUUUAUUAUAAUAGACACAUUUCAAAUCUAAAUGUCACGUUGCAAUUCGCUUUACUCUCUUCAACUCUGGUACCAGUAUUAUAAGAUUAUUCAUCCGACAUUAUUUCUCGAAUUUAAUCGGUGGUACUCUGAAUGUAAUAUAAAAUCUCUAGAUAUACUAAUCUAAUACUUAACACUUUUUGUUAACUUAUUUAUUUGUAGUUCUUUUUUUAAUAAUGUUAUGGAAUACUUUAAUUUUCGAGUUAUCCAAUUGUUGGUUCAGAUACUACUACAUUCAAUGUAAUUCAUAAAUAUAUAAUAGUUUCAAUAUAUAGAGUAUUCAGCAUUCUCUUUGACAAAACCGACUAUUCACUUCUAUUGAACGUAACGCAGAUGCAGUUAUAAUAUUGUAUUAAUAUAUGCGUAUGCAUCGUAAGAUUUAUUGCAAUAUGUCGAACCCCAAUCGUUCCGCGAUUGUGGUAAAGAAGCGCUUUCGACGAGAAGCUUGCGCCUGUCGAUGAAUAACAGUAAUAAUCGUUAAUGUAAUGUCAAUAAAUGUUACGAUCUAUUAGCGAAGAGAUUAUUAUAAAGUUAAACGAUAUUUAUAAACUAUAUCCUGUUAUGUUAUACAUAUAUAAAUAUAUAUAUAUGUAUGUGUAUGUAGAUUAUAGCUUGAACAAAAUGUUCUGCUUAUAAAGGCCUACAAUGCGCUCUA
Messenger RNA from Nylanderia fulva, 3154 nucleotides. RefSeq names its product Syntaxin-binding protein Rop (gene Rop). Gene Ontology annotation, biological process: vesicle-mediated transport. Lineage: Eukaryota; Metazoa; Arthropoda; Insecta; Hymenoptera; Formicidae. The record is from RefSeq and is a predicted model, not a curated record.